Messenger RNA from Alternaria incomplexa, 804 nucleotides. RefSeq lists its product as uncharacterized. Bases 1 to 804 code for a protein of 267 amino acids. Gene Ontology annotation, molecular function: protein dimerization activity. The transcript has a single exon. The record is from RefSeq and is a predicted model, not a curated record. Lineage: Eukaryota; Fungi; Ascomycota; Dothideomycetes; Pleosporales; Pleosporaceae.
AUGUACUCAGAUUUCUCUGCCAAACCUGUGGCCGCCGAUGCUGAUUACUCGCCCAUCGACGAUUCCUGUUACUGGCAAGACUCAUUCGACCAAGCCUACCCUAUCGGCUUGUACAUUGCCCUGCCCGACCAAUCGCUAGAAAACUUUCUUAAUUCUGCCUAUUCUGAACAAUCUCACCCGUCCGUCGAAUACCCCGCGGGCUGGGAUUAUUGCUUAGCGAACUACCCCAGACAGCCACUUGACGAAUUCGGGCAAGGUUGCGCAUCUAGUUUCGACGCAGUUUCCACGUUCGACCUGGACAUGCCUAGCGCGUCCAACGCCGGACUUUACUCUGCUUCACCUCUCAGUACCGACAGCAUCACAGCCCUUGCAUCUCCAUCCUUGUCCUGUUCGAUAUCCGAGCGCAAGACCUCGAGCGAAGCGACUUCGCCAGACAAGGAGUCGGCUCCACGACAAGCCCGGCGUAAACGCGGCCGUCCAACGCUCAACCGCAACCUUCCUGGCGCGAAGCCAGGCCCAUCUAUCAACACCUUCUCUUCAAAGCAAAGCCAUGGUGCGCCACGUCAGCCGCACAAUCAGGUUGAGCGCAAGUACCGCCAGGGGUUGAACUCGGAUCUGGGGAGACUGAGACGCGCUGUUCCGACGUUGUCGCAGAGCGAAGAGGGCGCUGUAAUCGGGCGGCCGAAGCCGAGCAAAGCGAUGGUGCUGUCGUGCGCGGUCGAGUAUAUUGCAAAGAUCGAGCUUGAGAGGGACAGGCUCCGAGAAGGAAACGAGCUGCUUGGCGGGACGAUGUGGAGAAAUUGA